AUCUAUCACGACAUGGAAGACUAUUCGUCUCUGCCGUCGUAUUUUAAAGGAUACCAAACAAAUCAGUAUCAGGCUUUUUGUGGAAACUGGAUGUUGCGAAAUCCAUCACGUCUUCUUGAUUAUGGGGAUAUAUAUAUUUCCAUCAAUCCAAUGUUUUGUAUGGCGUUCAAAGGCUUCAUUUCCUACGUUUAUAUGGAAUUCACUUACACAAACAGCAAUGGCAGAGAGAUACAAAGUAGUCAUAACUUCAUCAAUCUCGUCAACUCAUCGGAAACUGAUCAAUGGAACUAUGCUUGCUACAAUUUACAAGACAGUAUAACAACAAUCUUCUCUGACGCAACCAUCAUUAUUCUGCACAAACUGCAAAUCGGUCGUGAAGGGGAUGUUCUUGUAGAUGACGUUUACUUCGGGCAGCACGCUACAACGUUGGAUACAG
Messenger RNA from Mizuhopecten yessoensis (Yesso scallop), 436 nucleotides. RefSeq names its product fibrocystin-L-like. NCBI's taxonomy places the organism in Eukaryota, Metazoa, Mollusca, Bivalvia, Pectinida, Pectinidae. The transcript is spliced from 3 exons. The record is from RefSeq and is a predicted model, not a curated record. The annotation marks the transcript as partial.